AAUAUUGUUGUGGAUCAUUUUGUAAGGUUAAAAAAACGCAAGCAAACUAACAAAAGUUCGUAAACUACGACGGUUUUUGGUGUCGCAAAACUGCUUACAAUUAAGCUUCAACCAUGUCGGACGUUGAAUUUAUAGACGAAACAAGACUGGACGCGCAUGAUGAAAGUGCCGAAAAAACGGACACAGAAGAUGACGAUUCAUCCGAAGGCACCAACACGGAGGAUGAAGACACGGACGACGAUGAUAACGAUGAAUCGAUCGAAUCGAAACACAUUAAAGAGUACAUCGAGAUUCUUACCAAAAUUGCCGGAGACAAGUACAACUACGAUAACUAUGCGGAGCUGCUGGAAGUUGCACAUCAAAUGAAUGAUCUGGAAAAGAUUCGACAAAGUGCAGAAAUAUUUUCGGCCAUGUAUCCUUUGUCACCCGAAAUUUGGUUACGGUGGCUCAAGAUUGAAUCGUCCCUUGCGACAACGGACGAGCAGGUGGAACAGGUCGAGAAGCUUUUCCAGCGCGCACUGAACGAUUACUAUUCUGCCGAAGUAGCGUUAGAGUUUGCUGAACUGGCGAUGAAGACCACCAGCAAGGAUAUUGCGGAUCGCAUUUGGAAAACAUUAAUACCUACCUACGGAUUGCACACGGUGAAGGGAAGAUCCAUUUUCGAGGCGUAUCGUGAGGAUACGUUAACGAAAAAUGGAGACUCUCCCGCCAGCUUUAAUCGGCUGGCCCGUAUUUAUGAGCAAGAGUUGAAGAUACCGCUCCGCAACAUGGAAGAUUCAUACAUCGAGUACAAGCUGCUGUGCGAGAAGUACAAAGAAGUGAUCACGGAUUUGGAUGCGGAAAAAUUUGAACGACGUUACAAGCAAGCGAAGGAAGCGCUUCAACGUAUGCUUCCGCACGAAACGGCCCUGGCAGCGCUUGAUGCACACUGUCAUCAGGAAAGGGCCGAUCUAUACCGUAAGUAUAUUGCCGAUUGUCAAACAGUGUUGGACGACGACGAGGUACAAAUUCUGUACGAGCGCAUGGUCACCGAAUGUUGCCUGGAUGGGACAGUUUGGCACGAUUACGUACGCUACCUUCAUCGAUGUCCGCCCGAUCCGGAAGAAAAUCCUACUUCGCCUGUCUUUCGACAGACGGAAAUCGAUCUCGUUAAUCGAGCGUUGCGCAAUUGCACGUGGAGCGCUGAGCUGUACGUAGAGAAGAUGCGUAUAGUUGAGCGGCAGGCAAAACCUACCUCCAAAAUGACCAUCCUGAAGAUAAUGGAGGAUGUGGCGUCGGCCGGUCUACAAACGCCCGAAGCAUCGGUGAAGGUGUGGCUUGAGUAUUUGACAUAUUUGCGUCGUGUAACGGAUUUUGCCAGCGAAAAGGAGCGGGACAUAUUGCGUGCCAACUUUGAUCUGGCAUGGAAUCAGCUAGGAAGAACAUGGGGCGUGUUGGCCGAUCCGCAAUGCAAGAUUCUGCAAUUUUGGGGCCGGUUGGAGUAUGAAGCGCUGGGAGAACCGAGCAAAGGGCGUGACCUGUGGUACAGUGUAAUGGAUAGUGCCGACAAUUCAACACGCGUUGGACUGUGGAUUGAGUUUAUCGAGUUGGAAGCGAAGCGAGGUCCAGAUGCAGUGCGAAAGUUGUACCGAAAAUCCAUCACCUGCGCUGGUUUGGAUGAUCCGGAAACGUUGGCUGCCGCUUGGCUACGCUUCGAGCGGUGUAAUGGUUCGUUGGAACAGUUAAUCAGCUGCCAAGAGCUGUGCAAUGCUACCAUCGAGAAGUACUACAACACACUGUCCAAGAAUGGACCAUCCAACCGCACAGCAAAGGGAAAACGCACGGAAGCAGCUGGAGCCGGAGCUAGCAUUAACAAAGAAGCGAAACCAUUAACUGCAGCAAAGCGGAAUGCAUCCUCUAUGGACGAAACGGCAGUUGAUGCGUCGGGAAAGAAGAAAAUGAAACGAACCCAUGAACAAGCGUCGGAUACGGCUGGCGAACGGCAGGAAGAGUUUAAAACGCCUGCCAUUCCAGCGCUUGUAGCAAACAGUUCGAAAACUCAUGAAAGUAAGCUUGAGCCAGCAAAACAUCCCAAAGCAGUAACGGACGACGAUAGUACGACUGAUUACAUUGCCAAAGGUGACCAAAAUCGGCAGGUGUUUGUCAGCAAUCUCAGCUUCGAAGUGACCGAAGCCGAUAUCAGAGAGAUCUUUCCCGAGCUGACGAUCGAAUCGAUCGAGCUGGUUGCUUCUAGUUCGGGAAAAAGUCGCGGUUUCGGGUAUAUGCAGCUGGCCACCCGUGAGCAGGUACCGCAAGCGCUCAGCUACGAUCGGCGCCCACUUAACGGUAGGCCAGUAUUUAUUUCGAAUGUAGCGCGCGACAAGGCAAACCGUCAGCAUCAGUUCAAAUAUUCGUCGUCGUUCGAACCGAACAAACUGUUUAUAAAAGGGUUGCCGUUUAAUUUGGGCCGUGAUGAGCUGGAGAAAUUGUUUGCACCGUUCGGGCGCAUAAAGGACAUACGCAUCGUUUGCUACCGAAGUGGCAAAUCGAAGGGACUAGCCUAUUUGGAGUAUGAAACGGAAACGGCCGCCAAGAAUGCGGUGCUGAAGAUGGAUCAGCACGUGAUCGAUGGGUUUACGAUUACGGUUGCCAUUUCGUCACCGCCACCGAAGAAAAAUCCAACCGCAACGGAAACGAACCUUGCUGGGACAGACAGUGGCGAAAGGGCAAGCUUUAGCCUCGGUUCCGGAAAGAAGCAACUGAGCAAGGGGGACGUGAAACAAAAGUUAUCGGCCAUGAUUCCAACCGCCGUCAUGAAAAAGAGUACUGCUUCCGCAUCGUCCAGUUUCGACGAGAAACCUAAAUCGAAUGAUGAUUUUCGGAAAUUGUUGCUGAAGUAA
Anopheles maculipalpis is the source of this 2879-nucleotide messenger RNA. It is a transcript of the gene Rnp4F, whose product is annotated as squamous cell carcinoma antigen recognized by T-cells 3. Bases 114 to 2879 code for a protein of 921 amino acids. NCBI's taxonomy places the organism in Eukaryota, Metazoa, Arthropoda, Insecta, Diptera, Culicidae. Gene Ontology annotation, biological process: RNA processing. The record is from RefSeq and is a predicted model, not a curated record. Gene Ontology annotation, molecular function: RNA binding; protein binding. The transcript is spliced from 6 exons.